AUGGCCGAAGAGCCUAGCGCGGCAAAAGGAAAGGCUGCGGCGUCUCCGCCUAAACCGGUGGCUGACAACCCCUUUGAGGCAAUGCCCUGCGCAUCUGCGCAGCCGGCAAGUGGAUCUCGUCGGGAUGAGACGGUUGGUGAUGACGCCGUCGUGAUUAGCCGCGCCGACCUCGAGGCGCUGAAGACGGCGAGAGACGAGGGCGAGUGUCAGAUUGCGCGGCUGGAGGCGCUACUGCUGGCCAUAAACGAGAGGGAAACGCAUAACAAGAGGCCGAGGGGUCCGAGGGAGGAACGGGCGCAGGGAGAUGCGCGGCCGCGCAAGCGCAGGCGGGUCGAAUCGGGCUCGGAGGACGCGACAUCGGAGGAGGGAGAGGAAGAAGAUGCGGAGGCGGAGCCAGUGAGGGCACGCCGUGUGGUCCGGCGGCGCUAUAUGACAGUGUUGAGCUCACCCAUACUUCAGGAGGCAUUUGAUUUCCUGCCGUCCGGCAAAGCAUGGAAGAGAACGUGCGACCAUGUGCGGGAGUUCCUGUUCAUCGAGCGGGCCAAUGAUGUCAUAACCUUUUACCCAAGCAGCCACGACAAGACGCUUGGAUUAUGCCGGGUCAUACCACGAUUGACGAUGAAUUAUGCGGGGCUCGCACUGGCGGCUGACAAGGCGCGAUGCGCUGACCUGAACAAGGCACUCAGCCAGUGGAAGACAGAGGUGACGGGCCGCGUUCGAGAGAUUGCGCUGCCGCGCAUUGGCCUAUGGCGCAACGAGCGAGACAGGAAAAGCCCGUGGGCACGCAAGAAGCGCAGAGAGGCAGCCGAAGUUCGGCUUCGGUAUCGCGUGCUGGACGACGUGAACGAAGAUCUGACGUUGUCAACCUGGAGCGAGAGCAGGACUGGAAUGAUCUUUGCGUCGGGAGCGUUCACGGCGUGUGCCGUGACCGCCUUCCAGCCCAAGAAGGUCACGGGAGCGGUGACCGUGAAACUGUACCAGAUGGCGUGGCUCGAGCAUGUGGUUACCGACACGGUUCUUAACUGGGACAAGCGCAAGGCCCGCCUAUCAAACUCUGCUGGUGGCAACGCGGAGGUGGUGAACGGCCUCCACCAAGUCGCUGAGGGGGCAGUGGCGCAGGCGAUCCAAGACUUCAAGCCCAAGUACGAUGCUGAUGCCCAGGCGUGGGUAUGGGGGGAGCACGGGCUGAUGCUGUCCUCGUGCGGGCUAGAGCACUUGAUUCCAGGCCGUUACGCGCAGAGGGCGCCAAUCGUGGAAGACGGUGGUUCGGUUUCUCUGGGCACUGACUGA
Molecule: messenger RNA, 1290 nt
Organism: Closterium sp. NIES-65
Lineage: Eukaryota; Viridiplantae; Streptophyta; Zygnematophyceae; Desmidiales; Closteriaceae
Source: the annotation of a GenBank genome assembly